AAUUUCUCCUCCCUGCAAACGGCACCAGCAGCACAGCUCCAGCCCUCCCUGGGCCCUGUCCUGUCCUGGGGAGAGCAGGAGCUGCCCCUCGGGAGCUGCUGUUCCUCUCUCUGUAAACAUCUCAUGCUCAGACAUUUACAGAUGCACAACUGCACCAUGGAAUGCGACCUCCAGCCCAGCACUGGCCACAGAAACUCCUCCUGCUCCAGCUCAUCCCCUGAACAAUAAAACCUUGAUUUACAGCCCUGAGGAGCAAACCCAGCAGGCUCUGUCUCACUGAGAGCAUCUGGGGGACUGCUUGGUCUGAGGGAAGGGUUGAUGGAGCUGCUCACGCUUCUGCCUCCUCCCAGCCACCCUCUGGCUCGUGGAGAGGCAGAAAUUUGGCACGGAUUUCCCUCCUGGUGCACUGCAAAACCAGCAGUCAGGGCAGGAAAUCCCCCUCAGCUCCGAGGGUGGUGGGUUUUAGCACCAGACCUCCCUGCAGAAGGAUGUGAGCAGUUCUCACAGCCUGACUGAACACCAGGAGAGAAACCCGAAGCUGCUGAGGAAGGAAAUCUGCUGCAGCCACAGUGAAACCCUGUUCUGAGCUCAGCUUGCUCCGCAUCAGUGCUGGAAUUGCACCCAGCAGUCGCUGAAAGGCCAUCGCAGCAUUGAGGCAAGCUGAUCAUUUGCUUUUUCAGAUAAAUAUAGAUAUUUUGGCCAAAUGAAGAUUUUUCUCAUCGUUCAUGAAUUUACAGUAUUUAAGCAAAGGGAUGGAAUGUCCUGCAGCCCUGACAAGGAUACAGUUUCAUAAAUAACCCUCUUGACGUGGAUGAAAUGAACAUUUUUUGAGGUUUGGGGUAGCAGGGAAUUUAUUUGCUUGUUUUAAGGCAACCAGGUCUCUUAUUUUCCCUCUUACCAAUGGGUAGAACAUUUCUGCUGGCUUCUCUGCUCAUGUCCCUCCAAGCUAGCAUUCCACAAAGCUUUUCCACACCUUUGGCUGCAGGUGAGGGCUUCCAAAAUCCCGUAGGAUUUAAUUGCAGUGGAGCAGAUAAUGAAUUGAUAAUGAAAUGAAACAGGGAAUACACCAUGAGCUGCAAUUAUGAUUUGUAAUCACUCAGAAUCUUUGUGCUGUAAAUCUCUAUCUGCAAUAUACACAGAAAUUUAUUGUGGAUGAAGGAGCCUGAGAGGGUUCUCUAGCACAGGGAGGUUUUUUUUCCUGUUAAAGCAGUGACAGUCUCAGAGGCACAGAGACAAAACAAAGAUUUGCAGUGGAGGAGCUGCACUGAGCUGAAAUUCCUCUGUUCUGUUCAUGUUGUUGUGCUCUCCUGCCUUCCCCAUCCCUCCCAGCUGUCUCCAGUGACACUUUGCAAUUUUUUUUUCCACUCUUUGAUUGGUUUUCUGGAUUGUCUGAGGCAAUUGCUUGAAUUCUUUUUUGGCAUGUGUUGUUUUUGCUUCUCAGUUAGGUUUAUCUGACUUUUUUGGCUGGUAAGACACUGCUGUUUUCUCCCCAGCUAUUUUUACAAUGUCUGCUUCAAAAGAAAUACUCUGUGUCUCUGCACCAGGAGCUUUCUCAGCUCCUUUUAGUGACAGAAUGGUGCAAAGCAACAGUUUUUGAAUGGCCAUGUGACCAUCCCAGGAGAACUAAACAGAACAAAAUGUCUUAGUGAAAAUAAUUUUUUUUUAAUUUAAUCACCAGCUGCACACUGCAGAUCAGUGAGGGGCAUAUUCUUUUAAGUCACAAAAGUUAAUUGCAGUCAAAGAGUGGCUCUGCUUCCAGCUGCAGGAGUUGGUCUGGAAUGAGUGGGCAGUGGCUCAGGGCCUGGGCUCCCAGUGGCUUUUCCAGAGGGAAUGUUCAUCAAAAGGCAAAGCACAGCUCAGGGGCUGAGCACUAAACAACCACAAACAGGAAAUGAAAUCAAACAAACAAACCAAAAAUGAGAUGUAAGAAUCAAAGAGCCCAAGCAAGCACAAAAAAAGGUGUCUGUGCCCAGAUUGUCUGCGAGCAGCCAGAGGUUUCAGAGGGGCAUUGCACACUUGCUGAACAACGCAAAGUGCAAAAAGAGAGUCUUGGUCAGGGUUGGCAGGUCAAGGCAUGCAGGGGCAGAAAGGUUUGGAUGUGGGAUGAGUUUGGGUGGGAGCUGCUGCUGCAGGGACUGCAGGGCUUUGUUUCAGCCAGGGCUGCUGAGAGCAGCAAACCUCCCCAGCCCAGCCCCAACAGAGCCAGGGGGAUCUGUCCCUGCUCCUCUCGGUGUGUGCCAUCCCCAUCUUCCCUCCAGCUGCCUCCAGGGACACUCUGCAAUGCUUUUUGCCAGUCUUUGGGGCUAUGUGAUUGUUUGAGGGGAUUAUUUGGGUUUUUUUUUUUUUUGAAUAAGUGUCAUGGAAAGCUGCCCUCUCACUAUUUGCUUUGGUUCCUUGCACUAGGAAUUUGUGGAAUUAAGGAGCUGUGGAUUAACCAAAAGUGUAUGUAAUCUCACAGCUUCUUCAGCUAAAUCCUGAGCUCUCAGAGUCUGUAUUUAAAGUCAUGAGGUCACCACUUUUAUGCAGUUCCAAGAACACAUAACGUGUUUUUUUCCAACCCAAAUCCCUUUUUUGGUGUUGCCCUUGUAAAUCCUUGACAACUGGACUAACAACAGUGUCAUUUGGAGUGAGUGACAGCUGGACAUAGGAAAAGGGAGGGAAUAUUUUGGUGUCACUGGCAUAGAGUAGAGACAAGAUGUACUUGAGUGAAGCAGCUUCAGAGGAGCUGCCUGAGCCGAGUCCCAAACACCUCCUGCAAGGCAGGGCAAGGCUCUGUUUACAACACAAAUUGGUUUUUAAGUGAUGCAAAUUGCUUUGGAAGCUGCUGUUACCUCACACUGUGCAAGAAACCCUCCAAGCCUGGCAGUGUCUCCUUUUCCUUCCCACAAACUCAUCCUGCCCUGGGAUUCCCUGUUCCUCACAGCCAGGGGCACUCGGUGCUCUGGGGCUCUCAGGCACAGGGUCCCUCAGAGCAGAGCACAGCCAGGAUGUUCCUGUGCUUUCAGAAGGGAGAUGAACAUCUGGGCAUUCCUGUGUAGCAGGGGGAUUUUUAUCCUGGGUGCUGUGUGGGAAUUCUGGGGAUAAAUGAGUUUAUCCAGUGCCUCGUGGUCCCUGGUGUCACAUCAGCUGAUUUGGGGUAACUCAGCCGUGUGGGGCUCCUUGGUGCUCUGCUUGCAGAGAUGUGAGACUCAGGUAGGUGAGAAGAUGAAAUUUUCCUGUAGCUCAGGUGGUUUAGUGGGGUCUCACUUGUGGCUCGUGGCUCCUGUCCUGCCAGUGCCCCAGGAGCUCCAUCUCAGCUCUCACACCACUCCAGGAGCUGAUCUGAUCCAGCUCAGCAAAACUCAGCCAGAUUUGGAACCUGCUGCAUUCCCAGUGCCCCCCAGGUGGAAACUUCCAGACCCAACCAUGCCCAGAGGGUUGACUCUCUUUUUUUCUCAAAUACACAGAAUUAUGUACUCAGUGCCAAAAGCCAGCUUGGAUAUUUUGAUUUAUUAUGCAUUUUCCAGGUGAAAUCCAGAAGGGAUAAUGCUGGUUGAUGUCAGAUAAUGUGGGAUAUAAAUGGAGAGGUUUCUCUCUGAGGCUUCUCUUGUUUGCUAUCAGUGAGCAGCAGUUUUCACCCUACCAGGCAGAGGAGAUAAAGUAAAAAACCACCAUUUCCAGCCUGCAAAAGCCCAGCCUAUGUGGAAUCAGCUCAAUUAUUUCAACUCAGUCUGCAAGGAAAAGCAGUUCCUAUCUCAGAAUUACAAUUACAUGGGAACGUGAACUGCAAUUUCUCUCCUUAUUAAUGGAAUAUAACAAUAAAAUAUGGACAACGACGAUGCAUCAGUUCCUGGGGAUUUGAAAAAACUCUUGGCAUGAGGGAUCUUUAAACAUAAUCUGGCUUUAUUUCAUUAUUUUAAUAUCAUGCCUUGAACUGAGAUUGAUCUUGUUUGAGAGUACUGAUGCAGCAUUUAGAGCGAUAACACAGAACAUUUCACAGGGGAAAUGCUUCUCAUAACUUGUCACUAACUGGGUCCCAAAAUCCAGGGACACUUUGUGCUAAUUACUGAGCAUUGCCAUUAACAAAGCCAAACCCGUGCUCUGAAAAAUGAGUUCAGAACCCAGGAAAUUCAUAAAAUGAACUUAAGGCACCAAACCAAUGAAAAAAACCCAAUGGAGGAUCUUUUUUGCUUUGACUUUUUUUGAGUUUUCACAUUAAGCAGUGUUAGAUAUAAAAAUAUUAUCAACUAAAUUGUUCUUAUUUUCCUGAUUGAGAAAAUGGUUUUAUUUUCCUGAUUGAGAAAGAACUGCUCUGAGUGACGAAGCUGACCAGAAAAUGCAAGUUUUUUUAAAAUGCACAGUACUCUAAAUGAUUAAAUCAAUUUUGGUGGAAAAUUUGCAAGGCAAAAAAAAAAUCAAUCCAAUGUAGUGACUCCAUCAAGGUAAACACGCCCAGGUGCUAACUGAGCCUGAGCUGCAGGUCCUGGUGCUGAGAAGGAAAAUUACUGCAGAUUAAAAUAUUGCUGCAACUUCUUAACACUUCCACAAAGCUACAGCUUAAUUCACCAACAGCUUCAAUGUCACAACCUCAUUUUCCAAACCCCAGCUCCACCUGAUUUAGAUAUCUGAUCAUAAAAAAUUCUGUAUUUAAAUGUGGGGUGUUGCACGAAUUAAUUCUGGUUUAAUUCUUCCCAUUUUCUUUCCUUUCCCAACCACCCCUGUGGUCCAUUAUGGACCAGAAGCCCUUUAAAUAUCCAGAUUUACUCCAUGGUAGGCUCUGCUCUGGCCUGGGGUUGCUGCUCUCCUGGGCACCAGAACAAACCCAAAAACUCAUCUGCAGAUGUGGAUCAAAGGUGGAGGCAUAAACCAACUCUAGUUGUGCUUAUUGGCAAAGCAGGACUUAGAAUAUUCCAGAUUUUCCAGAUUGCUGCCCCAAAACAAUCAAUGAAGGAAAAGAACACUCAUUUUGGAGAUAAAAAAAAAAGCUGCUGUGUGAGCACAAAGUGAGCUGCAGAAAUCCUAUUGAUUGAUCUGCUUGUACCUUGAACUGUUUGCAGAAGUGCAGGGUAAGAACCUCAGAUAUGAGCACUUUCCAUGGAAAUGCCUGUGCAAAGGGAGCAUUUUGAAAUAUUUGUUGUGGUUUGUAUUGAUUUUUAAAGAUGCCAAGUGGUGCCAGACAGUGGCAUGGAAAGCUCUGCCACCUCAUUAGGCUGUUUCUAAUUAAAACAAAACAACCAAGAGAAGCUGCCCUCUUUCUCCCUGCAUGCCUCAGGCCUGAGGAGCUCUUUGGGGUCCCUGGGUUGGGAUUUUGGGAGCUGCUGAGGAGGAAUGGAUGUGUCACUGAAGGUCCAGACCCCAAACCCUUUCUUGGCACCUCCAAAGCCGCAGCUCCAAAAAUUUCCAGGUUAAAUCUGAAGCCCAGGAGCUGCCAACACUUCUGAAUUUCAGCUUAGCCUGAAUGACUCUCAUUUAGGGCAGCCUGGGGGAGCUUUUCCAAGGCAGGAAAAGCAGGAGAAGCUCUCCAGGAAAAUCUGGGGAUGUGGGGAGGGCUGGGGAUGUUCAUCACUCGGAGCCCAACCCAGCACAGGGAAGCUGAAGGGUUUCCCACCUCUCCUUUGCUGUGAGCUCACACCUGGCUCAGAAUUAAACCCAGCACUACAAACAAGCUCCUGGUGUUGCUGGUUUUGAUAAAGGAAGAGAAUUGUGCACAUUUUAUUCCGGUUAUCUCAUGGAAAAGGGUUGGAUGGGAUGGGUUGUUUAAUUCCCCACAGCUGCCUCCCAAUUUUAGCACAUUCAGCUACAACAUCCAAAGACUUGAUUUAUAUUAAUACAUCUGAUAUUAAGAAUGAUAUCAUCAGACUAAAAAAAUUGAUACAGGCUUGAAGAAGCAGCUGACCCUUGUGCUUUAUGGUAUAAAUUACCUUGGGAAGAAGGAAGUUGUUUGUAUUAAGAUUUCUUGCACCUUUCUCUGUUGUAGCAGGAGAGUUUUAUCAGCUCAUGGCCCAUUAAAAACCUAUUUUUAGAACCAAAUGUUCUCCCUCUCCACCCCCUGGGCUGCCCUGUCAGACUGAAAGUGUUCUCUGGGAAAUAAAUCCAAGUGGGCUGAUUCACUGUGCACAAGUGUGGCAGAAAUCUGAGCUCAGGCUCUGCCUCUGAGGCCAGCUCAACUCGUUUGACCUUUGGCUCACAUAAAAUAUUGUUUUUUCCUUCCUCAAUUGUGUAAUAAAUAAAGGAUCAAGGAGUGAAGAAUUGCAAAUAAUGUUAUCAGGGAGAGUUAUGGGAUCCUGAAGCAGCUUCUGAGGGAUCUGGUGCUUCUUCAUCAAGGGCCACUAAUGAGGAGUUGGUGUUUGCAGCCUUGAGUUCCCUCCAAUCUGGGCAGGAUAAAAUCCCAUGAACUGCUCUGGGCUGGCUCAGGAGUGUCUGAUCUGAUUGAUAUUCCCCAUUUCCAACAUUUCUGAGGGAAUCUGUACCCAAGGAGUUUGUACAGAACCCCCAGAGGAGCUGUUCCACAGCUGUGAGAGGUAGAGGGUGGGAUAGAGGGAAUCUGGCCCAGGAAAAAGGAGUCACCAGAAAUUCCUGCUUCACUCUGGAGCAGAACAAACCUCCCCCUCCUUCAUCCUCCCUCUGAUAUCUCCAGUAUUUUCUGCUGACUUCAGGCACAAACAGAAGUGCCAAGGCUUUGUCAUUUCAUCAGCUGCACACAAGCUAGUUCUUUAUUUGAUAGGAAGUGUUGGGAUGUAAAAUCACCAGAAAUCUUGACUUUGAGAUGUUCACUCACCACAAGAGGCACAAAUCUGGCCUUGGAGGAAAGCCCCCAGGAAAAUUCCCGGGCCAAAAGCCAAAAUCUCUUCAUUCUUCUUGACAUGUUUGUUCACAGUCUUAAUUUAAUGAAAUCUAAGGGGACUCAUUAAUGAUUCCAGUGCUUUUGUCUCCUCUGUCUCCAUCAGAUAAUCCUCCACCUACCCCUAGUCCCACUUGAAAGCCAUUUUUGUAAUUAAUUUUCUAAAAUAAAUUUAUUUAAUUUACACACCAUUUACUCUGCUUCUCUAUUGUCUAAUGAAGUAAAAAAAAAAACCCAAAAAAUGGGAUUGAAAUGAACUUGCCAGACAAUGGAACUGUUUCUCGACUUGCUCUUCUGAUAAGAGUUUAUUUGGUUUGUUUUCGUGAAUCUUUGCCUUUGUUCUUUGGGUUAACCUGGGGAUUUUCAGCACAGGGGGAGCAUAAAAUAAAAGUAAGUCUCUUAUAGCCAGGGCUGGAAUCCCCUUAGUUUGGGAAUACUGCACAGAGCUCUCCCCUUUUUAAAUUUCAACCUUCAGGGGGCAAGCAGGCUGUAAAAUAUGACAUUAUUUAUAUGCACAAGCCCAUUGGGCUUUCUUUGGAUUUCCUUCUGCAAAUCAGGUUGCUGGUUUUCCUAUUACUAUCACAUUAAUUAAAGACUGUUAAGAUAAUUAAUAUGACAUUAAUGAAAAGGUGCUGCCCACUCAUUAAUGGCUGCUCAGCUGAUGAAUGUCUGUAUUUCCAGCUCUCCUGACAUGGAUAAAUCUGGAUCAGUCAAGGACUGGAUCAAGCAGAGCCUUCAGCCCCAGAGAAGUUCCCCAAGGCAAGGCUGGACUUCCAACCUGGGCGCAGCCACGCUGAAGUGGGUGGUGAGGAAGGUCCAUCGAGCUGCUCUGCACUCUGCUGGAUUUCAACACGAGGCACGAUGGGGCUUUUAUAUAAAAUGAGAAGUGGAGAUCCUCUGGAAGUUUAUUUGGUCUCUUCACUCUUCCUCUGUGAUGAAGACAGAAUGAGAGACAGAAAACCAGUGAGGAAAGGAAAUGACUCUGGGAAACCACUAAAGGCCUUGGGACCAGAACUUUGUUUCCUUCACCUCCCAGAGCCAAGCUCCAGCCAGAGGCUUCCCAGGAAACGAUGUCUCACCUCCUCUGUGCCUUACUGUCCCUGUUUUCCUUUGCUGCCCUACUGGAAAGUGCCCAGUGGAAACUGCAGGAAAAUGUGUUUGUGGUGGAUUCCCGGUGGGACGCCGAGGCCGCGGCCACCACGGUGGAGCUCAGCUGUGGCAGCUCUGAGGAGGCAGUGUACUGGAGGAAGGACUCGGAGGGCAAGCAGAAAGGGAAGACUCUGAGCGUGGCCGUGAAGGAGCUCCCGGACGCCGGCAACUACAGCUGUGUGAGCGAGGAGAGCCACCAAGUGCUCAGCUCCAGCCUCCUCCUCAUCGCCAGGAUCGGCCCCGACGGCCACCUCCUCAGGGACAUCCUCAAGAGCUUUAAGGAGCCCAACAGGACGUUUUUGAAGUGCGAGGCAAAGAACUACUCAGGAAUUUUCACAUGUUCCUGGAUGACAGAAAAUAAUCCAAAUGUGAAGUUCACCAUCAGAAGCCUGGAAGACCCCCAGGGAGACGUGUCCUGCAGCAGCCCCGUGGCCCUGAGCGAGGGGGCCCUGACCACCUACACGGCCCAGUGCCACAAGGAGAACUUCUGUCCCUUUGCUGAGGAGCACCAGCCCAUUGACAUCCUCCUGGAGGCCAUUGAUGAGGUGUUAUAUGAGAAUUACACCGCCAGCUUCUUCAUCAGGGACAUCAUAAAGCCUGACCCCCCCCAGUGUCAGUACGUGGCCACCAAUGGAACAGUGACCUGGACUUAUCCCAGGACCUGGAGCACCCCAAACUCCUACUUCCCUUUGACUUUCAAGGUCAAAGUUAAAAGCACAAAGAGACGCAGAUACCAGGUGUACGACAGUGAGGAGCAGUCUGUGCAGCUGCCAGCCCCCGGGCCAGCAGAGGUGUGGGUGCAGGCCAGGGACCGCUGCUACCUCAGCUCCUGGAGCCAGUGGUCCUCACUCUGCAGAUAACCAGUAAGGAGGGUGGCACAGUGCUCCUAGAGAAAGCAGAGAAAGAAUUAGCACAAGAACAGAAGCACAAUUAGAAGAAAAGUCUCUAUUUGAGAUCCUUAAGAAGCUAUAACUUGGUUUUUUUUUUUUUUUGUUUUGUUUUUUUUUUUUGUAACAAUUGAAUGUGGCCCUGAUUUUGGCAGCUCCUAAAUCCCCCAGAUUCAAGUUACACUUUUAGCAUCCAUCAUGUUACGUUAAUAUGAUUUUGACUGGGGUCUGGCAGCUCUUGUUGUAUGUCCUUCAUAUUAUUAUUAUGCCUUUAUUUAUCUCAUAUUUAUUUAUUUGUUAUUUAUUUAUCUAGUAUUUAUUUAAUUUAUUUUAUUUGUUUAUAUAUUUAACAUUUAUUUAUUUAUUUAUUUAUUUAUUUAUUUAUUUAUUUAUUGACUUGCAAGGCCAGGGGAUGGCAGUUGCUGUUCAAACCACUGCAUGUGUUAACUUAUUUGGAAAGUCACUUCCUGAAAGAACUGCUUGAAUCUUCCAUUGUUUAAUGGGUCAAUUCUUUGUUUAUUUAAUAUUUAUUAGUAUUUAUUUCUGUGGGACUGUGCAAGCACAGAAAGCCUUGGCUGCCCGAGCAGCUGGGUGUGGGGUACCCAGGCCAUCCUCAUCCUCCAGGAUAUUGGGGAAGAGAAGGAAUUACAGGUGCAGGGCCCUGGGGAUGUUUCCUGCUGCCCUGUGUCAGCUCUCUGUGCCCACAGCUGCUGAUGCCCAGCUCCAUGAGGGAUCCAUGGGGCUGGAGCCCACUGGGAGCACUGGGAGCACUGGUGUGAAGGCAGCUCUGAGCCUCCUCCCAUCCCUCAGGAGCACGGAAGGCACUGGGAGCCAGGAGCUGCAUUUGUCACCUCCUGUGGCCUUCUCCGUGCUCCAGCUGUGCUGUGGAACAGCUGGAAUUUCGUGGCCGUGGGAUGAAUUCCACAGGAGCAUCACAGGAGUCAGGAACCCCCAGGGCAGCUGGAACUGCACCCCAGUGUCUGCAAUCCCCCAGAGCCCAGCUGGGAGCUGGCUCUGUGUGCAUGUUCAUGAUCUCACGGAAUCAGACACUCAGGAUAGGGAUUUCUGUAGCCCAGAAAUCUCACAGAACCUCAGGGAAAGCUCCUGGCACAGCCAGGGCCCAGCUCUGGGAGGAAGCAGAAGCAGAGUUGAAAUUUUUGUAUUUUUCAUGGAGUCCUGGAAUUGUUUGGGUUGGGAGGACCUUGAAGCUCAUCUGUUCCAGCCCUGUGUGGGCAGGGACACAUCCCACUGUCCCAGGGUGCUCAGAGUUCCAUCCAGCCUGGGCCUGGACACUGCCAGGGAUGGAUCCUUUGUCAGAACACUGAGCCCUCACUUCCAGGAGGGCAAAAUACUCUGAAAUAUCUCUGAGGACUCAGGCCUUAACCUCUGAUACAGAAUCACUGACAUUAAAGUCUUCCAUUGCAACCAUACUUCCUUUUCCCCAGUCUUAGCCAUGGGUGUUAAUUUAAAGAUAUUUAAGAUAUUUAAACAUUGAAAUGUGUGAAGUAUCUGAUAUUUCAGAAAACUGCUGAUAAUUUAUUUACAGGUCCUGUUGGUAUUUUUUAAGUUUACAUGUCUUAUUUUGGCUAUAAAGGCAACUUACGUGCUUGUUUACAAAGGAGCUAAUAAUAAAUACACCUGAAAA
Taeniopygia guttata (zebra finch) is the source of this 10501-nucleotide messenger RNA. NCBI's taxonomy places the organism in Eukaryota, Metazoa, Chordata, Aves, Passeriformes, Estrildidae. The record is from RefSeq and is a predicted model, not a curated record.